Molecule: messenger RNA, 234 nt
Organism: Penicillium psychrosexuale
Lineage: Eukaryota; Fungi; Ascomycota; Eurotiomycetes; Eurotiales; Aspergillaceae
Product: Tetratricopeptide-like helical
Exons: 1
Coding region: 1-234 (77 amino acids)
Source: RefSeq, a predicted model, not a curated record
AUGUGCAGAGAGUGCAACUACACGGAGUUUAACGAGCCCUGUUAUAUCAAGCUACGUGAAGGAACCCUUGAAAGAAAUAUUUGUGACAAGGAUCACGAAAUGUUUCAUGUCCCACCCUACGAUGUCGCCAAGCAUGAGAGAGUUGGUGAGGGUAAUGUCCUGGUUGGCGAGGAGAUCAUGCCGGUUAGCGAGUGGCUCCAGCGCCUCAACGAGAAGUGGGAUAUCUAUUCGUGA